This is a messenger RNA of Alternaria ventricosa, 645 nucleotides long. RefSeq lists its product as uncharacterized. Gene Ontology annotation, cellular component: mitochondrion; respiratory chain complex IV; mitochondrial intermembrane space. Lineage: Eukaryota; Fungi; Ascomycota; Dothideomycetes; Pleosporales; Pleosporaceae. The record is from RefSeq and is a predicted model, not a curated record. Bases 1 to 645 code for a protein of 214 amino acids. The transcript is spliced from 2 exons. Gene Ontology annotation, biological process: mitochondrial respiratory chain complex IV assembly.
AUGGGUUCCCUAACGGUUCGGCGAAACGUGGACAGCCAGCGCCGAUGUCAUAGCUUAGGGCCUGCCAAGCACGAAUUCGACAUCGUUGCGCUCUCCAACGUCUAUCGACGACAACCCUAUCGAAUCCACAAGUCCGACCUCCAGACUUACACUGCCGACGUACGUUAUCACCCCGACCCGGUCUCCCUGCGAAUACCCCACCUUGCGACUGACACCCGCGCCAGUGUCGACCGUCGCCUCCACCUCCGCAUCUCCUCCGCAAGCUCGAAAAUCGCCGCCAUGGGUUGGUUCGGCUCAAGCUCCAAGGACGACUCGGGCGUCAAGAAGACAGAAGGCGGCGCAUUCGAGUCACCGUCGCGAUCCAACCGGAAACAGUGUUACGCCGCACGCGACGCCUUCUUCGAAUGCCUCGACAAGAACAACGUCCUAGAUAGCAUAAACACAAAGUCUGGUAGGGACAAGGCUGCAAGCUUCUGCGGGUCGUUUGAUCAGGAGUUUGAGAAGAACUGUGCACACAGCUGGGUCGAAUACUUCAAGAAGCAACGAGUCGUAAACUACCAAAGAGAACAGACGAUCAAGAAGAUCGAGAUGCAAGGUGGAGAAAUCACUGCCCCGCAACUACCACUGCCGGGUCAGAACAGAUAG